CAAAUGAUGAACUACUCACUACUUCACUAAGAAAACGGCCUCAGAAGCUUAACAGCCCUUUCAGUUUUUCUUUUCUUUCCUUUAGUUUCUCAAAUUUCAUUGACUUUCUUCAUUGCUUUGCCUGAAAUAUCCUUUUGCUAGGCCCUGAAAUUGCUUCUAUAUAAGAUUAGUUUCGGUGGAUGAUCAAAACAAGUCGAUAGGAGUGUGUUUUUUUAGUUUGGGUGUUUUUAGUUCUUGUUAGUAUAGAAGAAGAUGGUGGAGUGUGGUGGCGGUGAGGUGGUGGUGGUGGUGAGGGAGUAUGAUGGAUUAAAAGAUUGCGGCGGAAUAGAGGAGGUGGAGAGGAGGUGCGAGGUUGGACCCAGUGGGAAGCUCUCUCUCUUCACCGACCUCUUGGGUGACCCAAUUUGCAGGGUCCGCCACUCUCCUGCCUAUCUCAUGCUGGUAGCUGAGACUGUGAUGGUUGGUAAUACUGAAAAAGAAGAAGAUAAACAAGAGAGAGAAAUAGUUGGAAUGAUUAGAGGAUGCAUCAAGACCGUUACAUGCGGCAAGAAAUUCUCCAGAAAUGGAAAGAACGGCCACGAUCCCUCCAAACCACUCCCUAUCUACACCAAAGUCGCCUACAUCUUAGGCCUCCGAGUCUCUCCCUCUCACAGGCGAAUGGGAAUAGGAUUGAAGCUGGUUCGGAGAAUAGAAGCGUGGUUCAGAGAAAAUGGAGCCGAGUACUCAUACAUGGCCACGGAAAACGACAACAGACCAUCCGUUAAGCUCUUCACCGACAAAUGCGGCUAUUCCAAGUUCCGUACGCCAUCGAUCCUAGUCAACCCAGUGUUCGCUCACCAAGUCCGAGUCAGCCACCGAGUCACCGUCCUCAAACUCACCCCUUCCGACGCCGAAACCCUCUACCGACGCCGAUUCUCCACCACUGAGUUCUUCCCCCGUGACAUUGAGUCAGUCCUUAACAACAAGCUCACUCUCGGUACCUUUGUCGCUGUCCCUCGCGGUGCUUACUCAGCUGAGUCGUGGCCGGGUUCGGACUCGUUCCUGGCUAACCCCCCCCAGUCGUGGGCUGUACUCAGUGUGUGGAACUGUAAGGACGUGUUUCGGCUUGAGGUCCGAGGCGCGUCGCGCGUGAGAAAAGGCUUUGCGAAGACGACGAGGUUAGUGGACCGGGCCUUGCCGUGGCUCAAUCUACCGUCGGUGCCGGAGGUGUUUCGGCCCUUUGGGCUUCACUUUUUGUAUGGGCUGGGCGGUGAAGGCCCACUUUCUGUGAAGUACGCCAAGGCCUUGUUUGGCUUCGCACAUAAUUUGGCUAAAGAGUAUGGGUGUGGUGUGGUGGCGACGGAGGUGUCGAGUCACGAUCCGCUCAGGUUAGGGAUCCCACACUGGAAGGUGCUAUCGUGCGCCGAGGAUCUAUGGUGCAUCAAGAGACUUGGGGAAGACUACAGUGACGGGUCUGUGGGUGACUGGACUAAGUCACCACCUGGACCGUCCAUUUUUGUUGAUCCCAGAGAGUUCUAGCCUUAUGAUAUGGAGAGCUAGCUUAGAACCUAGAAAAGGAAGAAAUAUAUAUAUUUUCUUCUUUUUUUUUUUCCUUUUUUUUUCUUUUCCUGUUUAUAUUAUAAAAUUAGAUUAGUGACAAUUUUGAAGGGUGGAGGUGGUUGGAAAAGAGAAAAAUGAAAACAAAUAUUUUUCUCAAUAAUUUUUUGGGGUUUGUUGGGUUGGUGUUGUAAAGGGAAUAUCUCCCCCACUUUUUGUAAACGGAUGGAUGUGGCUUUUAAGAUAUCCUUUUAUCAGCCAAA
Camellia sinensis is the source of this 1799-nucleotide messenger RNA. RefSeq names its product putative N-acetyltransferase HLS1. NCBI's taxonomy places the organism in Eukaryota, Viridiplantae, Streptophyta, Magnoliopsida, Ericales, Theaceae. The record is from RefSeq and is a predicted model, not a curated record. Gene Ontology annotation, molecular function: acyltransferase activity, transferring groups other than amino-acyl groups.